Messenger RNA from Falco peregrinus (peregrine falcon), 8997 nucleotides. RefSeq names its product anoctamin 4 (gene ANO4). Bases 920 to 3799 code for a protein of 959 amino acids. The transcript has 27 exons. Lineage: Eukaryota; Metazoa; Chordata; Aves; Falconiformes; Falconidae. The record is from RefSeq and is a predicted model, not a curated record. Gene Ontology annotation, biological process: chloride transmembrane transport. Gene Ontology annotation, cellular component: plasma membrane. Gene Ontology annotation, molecular function: protein dimerization activity; chloride channel activity.
UGAAGAGGAAGCAAUGGUUAAUGUAUGUUUUAUAUAGGGAAGCUACCAGAUGAUAUAUUGCAAGUUAAAUGAUGCUGAUAUUCCAAACUCUUGCUAUUGUACUGUUGCACAGAUGUAGAAAACAGCCUGUCAGAACAGCAACCUAGAAAAGCUUGUAGCUUUCAAAGUGCUGCUCCUCGGAGGACAAGACGCAGUGCACGAAGGCAGUUUGUGUGUGUGUGGGCACAGAAAACCUUGCUGGGGUAGUGAAGCGGAUUAGCCCGUCGGUGGUCUUGUGCAAAGCAGGAACGCGCUGGCGGCUGGCACGCCAGGCUGCCCUGCGUUGGACAGCUGUCACGCUGGCACCACUCGGUUCCUCUGAUUGGGUACUCGCAGCGACUGAUUAAAAAUGCUGAUGCCGUUUCUACGCUCCUUUCCACUUGGAGGAGAAAUCUCUUUUCCCCACCCCCAAGCCCACCUCUAGAAUGUAAGUAAUGGUGAGAAGAUGAAGAUGAAAACAGUGCAGUCUGAGUGACUGGAAAUACAGCAGUCUCUUUUAGCUGCAGUGUUAUGUAGGAGUCGUCUUCAGACUUCUUACCUUUGGUUUUUUAGCACAAACUGCUUGCAGGUUUUGGAAGGCUGUGAAAGGACUUACUAUUUGUGUUAGUGUUCUCUAUGUAUCAUCAUAUUACCUUGCUUUUCCCUGGACAGCUGUGUUCAGAGCUUCAUGUGGAAAUCUUUCUAUUGAAGAGAGAUAAAAAGGAUCCUUAAUCUGUUUCUCUUUGGAUCUUUCUAUUUUUAUGGUGUAAGUUUAUCUAUUCAUGGGGCUGAAAAGCGUGCACAAAUCUGUCAGAGGAGAACUGCAGCAAGCUACCCAGUGUCACAGCGUCCACCUGUGGUCGGGCAUCGUUCACUCCCACAAGUCAGAGGGUCAAUAAAAAUGGAAGUUUCAUCUUCUGGAUCUAGUAUUUCAGCAGGCACUGGUGGAAAAACAAAACCCCAUCAGCCAGUAGCUAAGGAUGUCAACAUUUUUUUUGAUGAGUUAGAAGGUGUGAACAGCCCUUCCAAAGAUGAUGACUCCCUGCUUCACCAUGGUAACUUGACCAGUACUUCUGAUGAUGCCAGCAGGUUGGAAGUUGUGGGAGAGGAAGUACCUGAUAAGAACAAAACCAAUGGACUAUAUUUUAGAGAUGGAAAAUGUCGGAUUGACUACAUUCUGGUGUAUAGAAAAUCCAAUCCACAGACAGAAAAAAGGGAAGUAUUUGAGAGAAAUAUCAGAGCCGAAGGACUUCAAAUGGAAAAAGAGUCAUCUCUAACAAACAGUGAUAUCAUCUUUGUGAAGCUGCAUGCCCCUUGGGAGGUCCUGGGCAAAUACGCUGAACUAAUGAAUGUAAGAAUGCCUUUCAGGCCCUUUAACCCCUUCAGUGCUGGAGCCCCCUGCAUACUUGUGCGCUGCUGUUUUUUAAAUGGACAUUUCAUUGAAAUCAAUGGGAAGUCAAGAAGAUCCAGGAGAAAAAUCUAUUACCUGCACCGCCGAUACAAGUUCAUGAAUAGGAUCGAGAAACAAAUAAGCAGGUUUCGAGGAUGGUUACCUAGAAAGCCAAUGAAACUGGACAAGGAGACACUGCCAGAUCUGGAGGAGAAUGACUGCUAUACUGCUCCAUUCAGCCAACAAAGGAUCCAUCACUUCAUCAUACAUAACAAAGAUACUUUCUUCAAUAAUGCUACAAGAAGUAGAAUUGUACACCAUAUCUUACAAAGAGUGAAAUACGAAGAAGGGAAAAACAAAAUUGGUCUGAAUCGAUUGCUCAGUAAUGGCUCCUAUGAAGCUGCAUUUCCUCUUCAUGAGGGAAGUUACAGAAGUAAGAAUUCGAUAAGAACCCAUGGGGCAGAAAACCACAGGCAUCUGCUCUAUGAAUGUUGGGCUUCCUGGGGAGUGUGGUAUAAAUACCAGCCACUGGAUCUCGUGAGACGGUACUUCGGUGAGAAAAUUGGGCUGUACUUUGCCUGGUUAGGCUGGUACACGGGGAUGCUCUUCCCAGCUGCCUUCAUCGGAUUGUUUGUCUUUUUGUAUGGAGUCACCACUUUGAACCACUGCCAAGUCAGUAAAGAAGUCUGUCAAGCUACAGAUAUCAUAAUGUGUCCUAUAUGUGAUAAAUACUGUCCCUUCAUGAGGUUGUCAGACAGCUGUGUUUAUGCCAAGGUAACCCACCUUUUUGACAAUGGAGCGACUGUCUUUUUUGCUGUCUUCAUGGCGGUAUGGGCAACUGUAUUUCUGGAGUUUUGGAAAAGAAGGCGAGCAGUAAUUGCGUAUGACUGGGACUUGAUAGACUGGGAAGAAGAAGAGGAGGAAAUACGUCCGCAGUUUGAAGCCAAGUACUCCAAGAAAGAACGAAUGAACCCCAUAUCCGGGAAGCCAGAGCCUUAUCAAGCAUUUGCAGAUAAAUGCAGCAGACUCAUUGUUUCUGCAUCUGGAAUAUUUUUUAUGAUCUGUGUGGUGAUUGCUGCUGUUUUUGGAAUUGUUAUUUACCGUGUUGUGACUGUCAGCACUUUUGCUGCCUUUAAGUGGGCUUUAAUCAGGAAUAACUCUCAGGUUGCAACUACAGGGACUGCAGUGUGCAUCAACUUUUGCAUCAUCAUGCUACUAAAUGUGCUGUAUGAAAAGGUUGCUCUUUUCCUGACAAAUUUAGAGCAGCCUCGUACUGAAUCCGAGUGGGAGAACAGCUUCACUCUGAAAAUGUUUCUUUUUCAGUUUGUCAAUUUGAACAGCUCUACCUUUUAUAUAGCAUUCUUCCUUGGAAGAUUUACAGGACACCCUGGUGCCUACUUAAGGCUGAUAAACCGGUGGAGACUGGAAGAGUGCCACCCUAGUGGAUGCCUUAUUGAUCUCUGUAUGCAGAUGGGUAUUAUAAUGGUGUUAAAGCAGACCUGGAAUAAUUUCAUGGAACUGGGCUACCCGCUGAUUCAAAACUGGUGGACCAGGAGAAAACUACGACAAGAAUAUGGCGCACAGAGAAAAACAAGCUUCCCACAGUGGGAAAAGGACUACAAUCUGCAACCUAUGAAUGCUUAUGGGCUCUUUGAUGAAUACCUAGAAAUGAUUCUUCAGUUUGGGUUCACGACCAUUUUUGUGGCAGCUUUUCCACUGGCACCACUUCUGGCCUUACUUAACAAUAUUAUUGAAAUUCGGCUUGAUGCAUACAAAUUUGUUACCCAGUGGAGAAGACCUUUAGCUUCAAGAGCUAAAGAUAUAGGAAUCUGGUACGGGAUCUUGGAAGGCAUUGGAAUUCUUUCUGUUAUCACAAAUGCAUUUGUUAUAGCUGUGACAUCAGAUUUCAUCCCUCGUCUUGUUUAUGCUUAUAAAUAUGGGCCUUGUGCUGGCCAAGGAGAAGCUGGACAAAAGUGUAUGGUUGGCUAUGUUAAUGCCAGUUUAUCAGUAUUCCUGGUGUCUGACUUUGAAAACCGUUCAGAGCCAACAUCAAAUGGAAGUGAAUUCUCUGGUUCACCGUUAAAAUAUUGCAGGUACAGGGACUACCGAGACCCUCCGCACUCCCCAGUGCCCUACGGUUACACACUGCAGUUCUGGCACGUCUUAGCAGCACGGUUGGCUUUCAUUAUUGUAUUUGAGCACCUUGUCUUUUGCAUAAAGCACCUGAUUUCCUACCUAAUCCCAGAUCUCCCAAAAGACCUAAGAGAUCGGAUGAGGAGAGAAAAGUACCUGAUUCAGGAAAUGAUGUAUGAAGCUGAACUAGAACGUCUGCAGAAAGAGCGGAAGGAAAGGAAGAAGAAUGGAAAAUCUUAUCACAAUGAGUGGCCAUGAUGGGGUGAGGAAGAAACUUCUUAAAAGAAGAUAGGAAUUCUGUUUAUAAAAAUGUCCUGGUUUUCUACAGUGGAGAGUGCACUGAAAGGAAUAGUCAAUGUUGUGUGCACUUAGCGUAUGUGCACCCAUUUCAAUAGGGUGCAUAUUGUCAUAGCCUUGUGAAAUUAGAGGUCUUUCAAGGCUUAGUCUUCUCCAGAGCUAGAAUGUCAGCAUGAGCAGUUCAGACCAAUGCUUAAGUCUCUGCACUCUUUCCAGGAAGCUUCCAGGCCCUGACUUAAAUUCAAGGCCCUGAACUUCAAAGCAGUUAUAUCUUACAAUGCUUUACAGAACUCGGUGAUCUUACGGCUCAUUCUCAUGACCAAGUUGCUUCUUCAUAACCAGGGACUGCGCCUUGGCAACAUGGCAGUAUUUGUCCAUAUCUGUGGCCACCACUUGCAGCACAUGCAUGGCAGCACUGCCCUCUUCCACAGUGGACUAAGCUGUGUUAGCUUGCAUUUACUACGAAUUAAGGUCACCUAUGUGGACCGUUUCCAUUAGUUCAACAGUGCUGAAAUAUUUUUUAGGAGGAGACGCUUGAUCAUGAGUCUAAUCAACUCAGUCUAACAAUGCUGAAAAAUUUAGGAGUGCAGAAGCACUGACAGAUAAACCAAGCAUCUGAAUGUGGCCAGAGGUAUCUAACUGUAGGGUCAUUUAUUUGGAAAUGAUACUGUGAAAAUUUGGUAAUAUAUUUUAAAGAUUUGAACAGUGCCUUUUCAGCUAUAGGACUGUCUGUCUCUGAGGGAAACAAAUCAGGCUAGGGCAUCUUGCCCAGAACUGCCUGUGUAUUUUUAUUACAGGAUCCCACUGAGGCCUCAUCAGGAAUUAGGGUGUAUGAUACACAUAACAGAAGACAGCCUGUGUAUUAAAGAUCUAUCUGCACAAGUAUAAGAGAAAAAACCAACAGAUGAACAAGGUCAGCAGAGCAGAAGAACAUAGUCAUACAGAAUCUCUACACUUGCAACAUUUUCUUUAUUCGUCCUUCCAUUACCUAUGAAGGGGUGGAGGGGAAAAACAAAACAACAGACCUGUAGUAUGAAACAGCUUGAAAUCCUUCAUGCAGAACAAUUCUGCACAGGCUGCAGAAUUAGACUGGGGUGAAGUAGGCCACUGCCUAUAUCCUUUUGCAAAUUCUAGCAUUAAGAAAUUAAAAAUUUCCCGUAUCAUUAACACAAAAUAGUGGAGUUUUAGGUCUGAAGACUGAAGAAGUGUUGGAUGGGGCAACAUGAAUCAAAAUACUGAGUGUUGUGAAAGCUCUACCACCUUUUGCCUCAAAGUGAUAACACUGCAAUUCUUGCAGAACUUGCGGUGGCAUAAUCAGCCACAUCACAAAGAAGGAAGUUCAAAAGCCAAGACUGUAAGAAGCCAAGUGGAAGCAAGCCUAUGUCCUGGUGAGGAUGCAGCUAGAAACAAAUACUGGAGCUGAUUCAUUUGCCUAGCCUUUUUCCAAGUGGAGGUCCAUGAAAAAUAUAGUUUUCUCAGAAAUCUUAAGGAAUUGUGACCUUAUUAGUUUGAAGAUAUUUAAGAGGGAGGAAAAUUCAUCAAGCUGUUUCUACAAGUCUCCUCGAAAUGAUUCAAUAGAAGAGCUAGAAUGUGCCCUUCUGGACAGACCACGCAAUGCAAGACCCUACGGAUGGAUGCCUCAAGCUCAGAGACCCUUGCACCAAGACCCCAUAUUGCCAAGGUAGAGCUAUUAACUUCUUUCCUCUGCAAGGGAGGACUGUGCUAUUUCUGUGCAGGAGAAGGUUUUAAUGAAAGGUAAUAUGUCUUGAGGAAGGAGAGGGCUGGACGAAAAUGUAUGCACCCUCAUCUGUGUGGCCACUGCCUGCCUAAGCUUUACUUCCUUGCAGCAAGGAAUCUCCUCCAGUAAUGACCCAUCACCCUACAUGAAGAGGACAAAUGGCACAGCAGCUCCCGUUUGUCAGGUGCUCCUGGCCCAAGCCUGAAGGUCCCAUGAGGAAACCAACAUAAACACUGAAGGAAUUUCAGGACUAAUCUGUUCUCUGUUGAUACAGUGCCAAACUGAGCGGGGAGCGCCACUAGUGGUUGUGGGAUGUACUCCUGCCUAACGAAGAAGUGAACCCGUUCAUCUUUGCUGCAGCUUACAGCAGCUGUGGACACACCCUGUGUGGGCAGUGGAGAAAUGGGGGUAUUUCUGUCUCUGCAAAUAGGGGGCGGGGAUUAGGCAAUGUCAUCCUCCGUUACACACAUGCCAGAGGGAUUAGGGUUUACCAUCCACCACCUACGGGUAUGUAUUGCACUUGCAGUCUGGGGACUCGGGCAGGAUCGCUGUGCAAAAUCACAUUCAGACCGAAUUCAUGUGAGCAACUGGAUUAGUUUGCGUACCCUCUGUUUAAUAUCUAAAACAACAGAUGACAAGAGCUUAGAAACUGUUUGCUAAGUAGUAAAGUGAGACAUGAGUCAUGCAUAAAAUCAGUGUCACCCAUAUGAGUGUGAACCUUUGCAAACUCCUGCAGCAAAAUAUAGCUUUGUCUAUGUAGAUCUCAGUACCUUCCGAGAAUUGAACUAAAACCUAGUAGAAUAUAAACUGACUUCCACUCCAGAGGAACCACUGCAAUAUACUGUGUCAAAACAAAUAAAGCGCAGCAGAAAUACAAUAGAUGAUAAUGGCUUUUGAGACUAGUUUUCAACAUAGCUAUAUUAUGAUGAAUUUUCAUGACAAUACAUUGCUAGAAGUUGCGUCCUGUUCUGCUCUAAAUAAGAGCACAAGUUGUCUGCUUACCAGGCUUGUGCUGAGUAUGACGCUGAAAGGGGCUCUGACCUCCCUGGCAGACCCUGACUACAUUUCUGUUAUUUAAUGUUGACCUGUCAGUCAACCCACCAGGGUUUCUGUGCUGCUGGUCUGCCGGAUAGAUUUCCCUUGAGUCUUUCAGCGCUACAGAGCAGAACACUCAGGAAAGAUGACCCCUUUUUAUUUAUUUUAUUAAUUAGGAAAAUAUAAAUAAUAGGUUAAUAAUAAUAAAUGGAUUUUUAAUGGUCUCUAGAUAGCAAAUUGAUGCCAUUCCCUUCUUUCUGAUCUGAUGAUGGGUUUUGUUUAAACCUCCAGGUGAUCAUCCUAUAUGUUGUUUACUUAUUCCAGCUCCACAAGAGCACUACCUUCAAGGGAAUGAGAAAAAAUGCAACCUCAAUGCAUGCCACAGACAUUUUACAUAGCAAGCACUACAGCACACAUCAAAGGACUUACUAUGAAACCAUCUUGCAAUCAGCAUAGGAUUGAUCUUCAUAGACCACUCUUGACAGCAAGCAUGUACUUCAUGGGCAGUUACACAUCAGUUUUUAAAACCAAGGAAAAAAAGUUGUAUAUUGGGACUUUUUCAGCCUGUUUGCUACGUUUUUUGCAUUCUGUCCCAUGUUGGUUUUACAGAUCUUAGAAUAAAAAAAAAAAUGUAAAUGAACAACCUGGAUACUUUGACAUGAGAAAAAUCCUAGGUAUAAAACAUCAUCUGCAUUCAAGCCGCUAAAUAUUACAACAGAAACCAUGUUUACAAAUCAGUUCUUUUUUAUUUUAAACCUUUCUGAUGGGACUUAUGUUAUUUACCAUAUAUUAUAUAUAUAUAUAUAAAGUAUAUAGAGAGAUUGUUUAUCUGUAAAUAGAAAAAUCCUACAGAGAAGAAUGUCAAGUUUUCACACUUUAAAAAAAACCAUCAACAUAAAGCCAUGUUUAAUGCUUGUAUAAUGUGAUGCAAUAAACUUUAAAAUAAAUUAUGCAUAUGAAAUAUUUGCUGUUUGGCAUUCAUGAGUUAUUUUCUGUUUACCUUAUUUGUUCAGCAAGCAAACAGACCAAUCAGGUGGAAGCAAAUUUAAAUGCAGACUAAAAAGGACCAAAAUCUAUCCCUACUUUCUCUCUGUGGAUCCUUUGUGAUUCACAUAGCCAAAUAUUGUUCCUGUUGUGGUUCUAGUUCUUUUUUUAAUGUUCCUACUUGUUUUGUUUCUUGACCCUGCCAGAUGCUGCAUGUAACCUGGACAGUGUGGAGUGCUCCCACUCCCAUGGAAUUAAUUGGUUUUGAGCAUCCAGCGUUUCUUUGUCGGGUGAGCUUUUAGCUGGGAAUGAUGAAGGAUCAGGGUGCAGGACUGUAAUGGAUACACCAAGAAUUAUCUUUUGCAAGAUGUAAAGAUUUUGUAAGAUGUCUAUUUAAAAUAGCAUUUACAUAGACAAGGCCUUGGCUGACAGUCCAACUAGCAGAGGACAGUAUAUGGUCCCAGAAAAAACAUUAUUCAAAAUGAAUUAGUUGUUUUAAUUAGUGAUGCCAAUUAAAACAAGAAGCAUAUAGGAAAUAGUAAAGUAGAAAGAGUCACUUUGUAGCUCUGCAGCAAUCAUGGGAGGUUAGUUAGCUAGUAAUGUGGUUGUGGGGGUCACCUGCGAAGCUUAAGAACGUUUGUCUCUAAAAUGCUUACAGCAAGAUAUUCUCCCCAGUGAAAACUCAUCUUGAUGUUGUGAUUAUGGACCAAUAGAUACCACCCGGCCCAAACUCACUUCAUACCAAAAUUAGAGUUAAAUGACUGCUUAGUGCUCAAAUAGUGACUUCAAACAGUAAGUGAAGGUAAGUUUGUCGUUUACGUGUUUUCUCUGUUUUAAACCACUAUGUGAAUUCAAAGCAGUGAGAAAAAAACUCUGUGGUGCCACAUUUUUUUAACUAACUGGGAAAAUUAAUCUUCACUCCACAAACAAAACAGGUAGAAGUCACACAUCACCCAAGACAGUUUAAGGCAGUAUCAAUUACAGUGCAAACAGUGAUCUCAGUACUGAGUGGUGCCAUGGAGGCCACGCUGAUGCUGCUUCGCACAGCGGUAAUCAAGUCACCCUUCUGAGAAGCACAUUCAGAUGGGAGUUCAGCAUUUGUGUUGGGAGGGCUGUAGCUGGACCAGCAGGCACACAGGUCAAGUGCUUGCCACAGACUUCUGUUCUCUCUGUCCACAGCUUGCUUUGUACCAUAAAGCACAGGUACUCAGAGCCACACCAGUCCUCUUCAUAUCAGUGUUCUGCAGCAGCAUGGAGAUACCAGUACUUACCCUCUUUCAGACCUGCAGGCUGGAAGUACCUGGUAAGUAUAAUUACUGUCUUCCAAGUCCCAAGACCUAUUCCAUAGCACAAAACGCAGUAUCUGUUUCUGUGUCAUGAAGACAAGGCACCAGCUUGCUAU